This is a messenger RNA of Suillus clintonianus, 1573 nucleotides long. RefSeq names its product TPR-like protein. NCBI's taxonomy places the organism in Eukaryota, Fungi, Basidiomycota, Agaricomycetes, Boletales, Suillaceae. The record is from RefSeq and is a predicted model, not a curated record. Gene Ontology annotation, molecular function: protein binding. The transcript has a single exon. Bases 168 to 1349 code for a protein of 393 amino acids.
UUCAGUGCUCGAAUUUCUAUGUGCGUGUGUAUUACAAUUCAAACAUAUCCACCUGGAUUUUGUACUCAUGAAAGGCACAGUGUCAUCUUCGCCCAAUUACGCUCUUCAGCUUCAUCCUCCCUGUGUUCUUGACCAGUGACAGUCCAGUGUAACUUGAUAAUAACAGCAUGGCAGACAGGGUGCAAGAGUGUCGAGUGGCCUUGCAGAGCUGUCCCCCCGGUCAUUCUGAUCUAUCAGCGUUUCUCAACAGUCUUGCCCUCAGCCUUCAAAACAGAUUCGAGCAGCGGGGCGCCCCGUCUGACCUUGAUGAGGCCAUCGAGCUCUAUCAGGCUGCACUACUCCUUCUUCCCCCCGGUCAUUCUCAUCGAUCGAUGACUCUCAACAAUCUUGCCCUCAGCCUUCAAAACAGAUUCGAGCAUCGGGGCGUCCCGUCUGACCUUGAUGAGGUCAUCGAGCUCCAUCAGGCUGCACUACUCCUUCGUCCCCCCGGUCAUUCUGAUCGAUCGAUGACUCUCAACAAUCUUGCCCUCAGCAUUCAAAACAGAUUCGAGCAGCGGGGCGUCCCGUCUGACCUUGAUGAGGCCGUCGAGCUCCAUCAGGCUGCACUACUCCUUCGUCCCCUCGGUCAUUCUGAUCGAUCGAUGACUCUCAGCAAUCUUGCCUUUAGUCUUCAAAACAGAUUCGAGCAGCGGGGCGUCCCAUCUGACCUUGAUGAGACCAUCGAGCUCUAUCAGGCUGCACUACUCCUUCUUCCCCCCGGUCAUGCUGAUCGAUCGAUGACUCUCAACAAUCUUGCCCUCAGCCUUCGAAACAGAUUCGAGCAGCGGGGCGUCCCAUCUGACCUUGAUGAGGCCGUCGAGCUCAAUCAGGCUGCACUACUCCUUCUUCCCCCCGGUCAUUUUCGUCGAUCGAUGACUCUCAACAAUCUUGCCCUCAGCCUUCAAAACAGAUUCGAGCAGCGGGGCGUCCCGUCUGACCUUGAUGAGGUCAUCGAGCUCCAUCAGGCUGCACUACUCCUUCGUCCCCCCGGUCAUUCUCAUCGAUUGAUGACUCUCAACAAUCUUGCCUCUAGCCUUCGAAACAGAUUCGAGCAGCGGGGCGUCUCGUCUGACCUCGAUGAGACCAUCGGGCUCUAUCAGGCUGCACUACUCCUUCGUCCCCCCGGUCAUUCUGAUCGAUCGACGACUCUCAACAAUCUUGCCUCUAGCCUUCAAAGCAGAUUCGAGCAGCGGGGCGUCCCGUCUGACCUUGAUGAGACCAUCGAGCUCUAUCAGGCUGCACUACUCCUAGUUAUGUCACCACUCGGCUCGGCCCAGCCCGGGUUCGGCUUUUACCAGCUACACCUGUAGUUCGGCUAUUCCCGUAAGCUGAACCACUUUGUCCAGCUUGGUUUGACCUGUUAGCUGUGUGAAUCGGCUACAAGCCAUGACUCCAGCAACAUCGACUCGAGCUGGUUCAAGCUGGUUGCAGUCGGCUUCAGUCACGUGGAAGUUGAACUAUCUUCUUUCUGUGCGUCGUUGACUCGUUGUCCAUUCAUUCAAUUUCAUUGUUCAAUCCCUCACUGCAAUAUUCA